CACCGCCUCCCCCCCGGUACGCACAGAGGAGGGGGACCCAGCCGCCGGCCGCCCCAUCGCUACGACCCCUUGCUUUCGCAGAGCAGCGGCCGGCCGUGCCCGGAGCCGGACUUCUCCGGGGGCCAGAGCUGUGCUCGCCCCUGGCCCGUCCCCGCCGGGGUUUCCAAGGAGACGUGGGCCGCCGUCUGCGCCGCGGAGCCGCCCGAGCACGGCCAGGGCCGGCGGGAGGCGCGGCCGCCGGGCCCGCUCUUCGCCCCCGAGCUCGUUGUCCAGGAGGAGGCGUGGCGGGGAGACCAGCUGUCCUCCCAGCUCUACAGGAACAAGCAGCUUCAAGAUACUUUGCUUCAGAAGGAAGAGGAACUUGCUAGGUUACAUGAAGAAAAUAAUAACCUCCGACAAUACCUGAAUUCUGCCCUGGUUAAGUGUUUAGAAGAAAAAGCUAAGAAAGUGCUAUCCUGCCAUGGCCAAAAAACCUCUACUAUUCUCAAAAACACCAAAAGGAGAUUAAAAGAGGACUACUGCUUUGCUCUUCAAGAAACUCCUCAUGCUUCUAAAGCUAGAAGGAACCUCUUUGAUGAAUUCACUGCCUGUGAAGAGCAAGCCAGCCCUGCUGUGGACAGCUGGGUCUUGGAGACUUUAGGAUUAAAAGAUGUCAACACCAUUGAUGAAUCUUCAGCUAACUACAGUGCCUUGACCUCAGACCUUGGAAAAGACACAUACUGCCUUAGCCCUGGUGAAACCAUCAACUAUGAUCACAGUGAAGCAGUGGCAGCAGCAGCAGCAGCAUACAGCUGCAGCCACAUGCCUCCAGCUAACAGUACCCAUCCAUGCAGUGAGGACUCUUCCUUUCUUUCUCAGUUUCCUUCAGCACCACACACCUCCUCACCAGAGCCAAGCAUUUCCUCCCUUCCAGCCUAUGAGUUGCCAUAUUUGACUAACGAUUUGUCACCUAACAAAACAGAAGUGGCCUUCACAACAUUUCUCAGUCCUCACCGCAAUGUGAGAACACACACCUUCCACCAAGGACAAGCUUUUGUGCGCAGAGAUGAUGAUGGAGGAUGGAGAUUCACCUGGGUGCCCAAACAGGCUGAAUAAGGCACCUGUGGUAAGGGUCAGCCACAGGGGAUGUAGGAAAUAGACACUUCAUCAUGUGCUCAAGUUCAGCCAGCAGAAAUAAGUCCUUCUGGGCUCUGUUAAAUGCUACUGUUACACACAUGCUCAUUGUUCCCUCUCACAUCUUCACAGGUAUGGCUCCAGAUCACAGUGGGACACACAUCUGCCCUAGGCCAGAUGUACAGACAGGACAUACUUCUCUUGUGCCUGUGUUGAGAGGCAUGCUUUUUCUUGCAUUGUGUUUUUUUCUGUCAUCAGCUAUUCCUUGUUAACUGAUGAUCACCAGCCUUGACUUCUUUCAGCACUGAUGAUUGCUCCCACAUUCAGAGCGGAAGGGAUUGGAGAUUACACUUUGGAAACAGCAUCUCUCUGACAUUCACAGAUGACAAAGAUGGCAUAAGUCUCUGGCUGAGGAUCAGCAGUGUCUGAGUGAUUUGGGUCUCUCUUAGCUACAUAGACUGCCUUGGAUUAAGGCAACCCAUGCAUUUUCAUUCACGUGUUACACUAGGAUGAGCGACUCACAGUCGCAUGGUGCUGUCAUUUUUUGAGGGCACUUCAAAAAGAGAAGACUUGCUUCUAUUGCCUGGAGGCUACAUAACUGCAAGUGAUUCAUCAAAUUUAGGAGAUCUUCCUCUGCUGUGAUUAAAAGUGUUUUUUAUGCUAUGCCUUCAAGGUCUUUUAUCUGCCAGAUAAAUGAAGUUUAAGAAGUUAGACCCCUGUUUCUCACCAGCUUAAGCUACAGAACAAGAACUAGAUUUAGAGAUGAAGUUAGAGUAGUGACGUUACCACCAUCAGCCAAGGCCCUGGCCCAUUAUAUUUGCGGCAGACAUUUUCUCAUCCGUGGUUAAUGCACACUCAGAGCACUUCUUUUGCAAUGGAUGCAUUCCCCUCAGCUGCAGCACCCCACUAGCCAUUUCACUGAUUUUCUUUCCCCUUCACCAGCUUAAUACUGGAUGCUUUCAUAGAAGGCGGCCACUCCUCGCUUCAGAAGUACUUUGUACGGCUUCAGUUGGUCUGUUUUGCACUUGUGAAACCAGAAGUUUUGUUUCUAGGGAACAACUUGUUGACAUUUUUGUCCUGAUUUAUGAGAUCAUACAGAGAUUUAACUGAAGUCAACAUCAGCCCAGAGUUAGGACUGCUUCCUCUUUCCAUUGUACCUUUCAUGCUUCCUAUGGGAAAUGUUUACAUUUCUCCAGGCUUGGGAAAGCAGUAUCACACAGUGGUUAGUGUUUGGAAACCACAACCUUCAGCACCAUCUCUUACCUCUCUAUGUCUAUGUCAGGCAGUAGUGACCUGUAGCUAAGACUAUGACUGCCUUAAGGAUGCUUUAAAGCCUCUGGCAAGAAGGUGCUCCAGCACUGCACAGGAUUUUUUUUUUUUUAAUACUACUAACUGUAUGAAGUCAACUGACAUGAAGUUCACUGGUAAUGUUUCAUAUUACCUUUGUUUUCUGCUAUAUAGUAGUUUGAUACUUAAGUAUCAGAAAUGAAGGGAGCAGUUUGAUUAUUCUGGCUUUCAGAAUGGCCCCAGUAAGAUAAGGAAGUACUCACAUAAGUUAAAAAUAACCAUAUGUGGGCAUUUCCUUCCAGUGGGCAUAUUUUUUUUGUCCUAUAGAGAACUAGGGAUUUUAUUUUUGAAGGAUAAAAGUAUCUCUUGUGUCUUAGGAUUGCAGUAUUUGGGAUUCUCCAUGUAGUGCCUUCCCAAAAGACUUAAAUAACUGUAUUUCUCUGUAGUUACUUUGAAGUCAUAGGGCGAACUCCGAGAAGAGCUAAUUUGAAAGUAUUGAUUGUAGGCAGUAUUGCACUGAAUUACAAAUACCACCACUACAUAUGGAAUAAAUACAGUAAUUUGUUCCGGGCUUUUGUUGUAGUCAGUAAAAAUGUGGCCAGCUGGUAAAUCUGGUCAGACAAGACCGCUGUUUCUAUAGCACUUUUCUGUAUUCAAAUGGAAGCAGAAGAAAAACUGUCCUACAAACAGCUAAUUUCUUUCUCAAGACAGUUCUUUUCUACUAAUCUCCUCUUGCCUUACCUUAUAAGGUAGCACUGAAGAAAAUGCUUGUCACUGGAGUUUUUAUUGGUGCAUAUGACUGUAUAGAAAACGCCUGAACUUGACUUGAAUAAGCGAUGGGAAACCUUGUUUUGUGUGGUGAUGUGGGAUGAACAGCAUAUAGCAAAUAGACAGUGUGACCAGAGAAUUGCCCUCAACAUAGCUGUAGAUACCUUGUCUUCCAAAGCAGCUGUAAAACUUUACUUGGGAAAGUUCUAUAUAUUUUAAUGCUACUGGAUACUAUUGCUGAUGUGUUUGAAUGCUAUCUGUGAACAGCAGUAGCAAAUACAUUAUUUGUUCUGUCAGCAAACAUUUAAUCAGGCUUUGUUUUCUCUAAAGAGAGAAAUAUUUAUCCAUUUGACAUUUCAUUUCCACAUUUUUCAAAUCACUUCAUGGGAAAACUUCUGCAAAGAACCAACACAAAGCUGUCAGAUCUUUGAUACAACCCCAAGUAGGGUUUCAGUGGAACCAAACAAUUCUUGUACCUUUAGAGCAUUUUGUAAAAAGAUGGCUGGUCCUCUUGUCUCAUAGCAAAUAAACUACAGAAGAAAGAACAUAGUUCAGUUAAUUAUUUACCUGAAUGUAUCCUCUUUGUUUGCUGUGAGCUCCUGAGUUUUGCUCAGCAUGAAGGUAUAGAUCUUGGGGCAGGGAUUUCUGUCUGAGCUUGGUUUACUGGAGCUCAUCUGGGCAGAGAGUCCCAUGGUGCUACUCCUUGUUUGCACGUACAAACAAAGUUCUGGUUUGGAUACCUGGGUGAGAAAAGGUGUUUGUCAUCUGCUCCAUGGGAACAGUACUGCUGAUUGCUAUAGUGGAAGGAACACACUGGAAAGGGAACAAGAGACACACAAACAAAUAAAGGGUUAUUUUUUCUUUUCCCGUAACAGCAUCAUUUUUUGAGUAUAAUGAUCACUCAUUUCCUGAGUUACAUAUAAGCUACUCUGGCACCAGGGCACAAUAAGCAGGUCAGCCCCCAGAUGAGUACUGCAAUUCUUUCACUUCCUUAUUACUCUAUAAGCAGAAUGGGUUCUGAUAUCAGCUCUGGUAUGCCUGUUUGUUUUCAUGCUUCUAUUUCUACAUCAUGGACCAGUUCCUAACAGUUUAAUGAGAAAACAUGAUUCUUGCUGCUGCAAACUGUGUGAGAAGUUCCUUCUUGCCCAGGAGCAGCCUCAGGCAUGUUAGUGUCUAGGAUAGGGAAGCCUGACGGGGAGGUUCUCUGGACAAUGGUGAACUUCAUUAUCUGUAAAUAUCCAUUUUGUAUUAACAUAUUUGUUUUAUUUUUUUAUUUGAAGUCCAUUUAUUUUCUGAAUGUAAUGUGCAGCUGCACCGUUUAAAACAACCCACGUUUUUAAGAAUGUAUGCUAAUAGUAACAAUUUAAUUUAACACUCAGUGUUUUGAUUUUUGUGAUUGAAAAGGACUGUGAUUAUCUGUAAACAUCAGUUUUACCUGUGUCAUUAAGUUAUGCCUAAUAAAACUCCAAAUAACAUCUAA
This is a messenger RNA of Gallus gallus (chicken), 4648 nucleotides long. It is a transcript of the gene GMNC, whose product is annotated as geminin coiled-coil domain containing. NCBI's taxonomy places the organism in Eukaryota, Metazoa, Chordata, Aves, Galliformes, Phasianidae. The record is from RefSeq and is a predicted model, not a curated record. Gene Ontology annotation, biological process: negative regulation of cell cycle; negative regulation of DNA replication. The transcript is spliced from 4 exons. Gene Ontology annotation, cellular component: nucleus. The annotation marks the transcript as partial.